Messenger RNA from Owenia fusiformis, 1102 nucleotides. NCBI's taxonomy places the organism in Eukaryota, Metazoa, Annelida, Polychaeta, Sabellida, Oweniidae. The record is from the annotation of a GenBank genome assembly.
GGUAAAGAUGCGUGUUCAAGAUGAUAUGAUUUCACUUUAACAUAAAAUUGGAUGUUUAAGGACACACAAUGUUAUUAUUGGGAAUACUUGUUUUAAGCUAUUUUGGGGCGGUCAUUGGACAAGCCCCGAAGUGGUUCAACGAAUGUGUUGGAUACGGUUGUGGAGCCACAAAGUACCGUCACAAGCGAUGUGAGGCUAAACCCGACUACAAAGACCUUCUCAAAUGCGUAAACCAAGCCGACUUUGUGCACGUGACCUUCAAGGGUUCCGGGAAGAUUAAACUCCCCGCCUCUAUAAAGCCCAGACGGGGAUUGAUUCUUGACGGAUCAGGACGGGAUAUUACAAUUACGGGGGAGUCAAUCCAACUGGUCAGCGAUUCGAUUGUGUACAGAAUCAACUUUGACACCGGGAAGGACGAUGGGUUGAAACUGCGUGGAAAGUACAAGAACGCCUGGAUUCAUCGAUGUUCAUUCCGUAACUAUGACGACGGGUUGGUUGAUAUCACUAAAGGGUUCAGUCACGUGACUGUGUCGAAUUCUAAAUUCGCUGACCAUGAUAAAACUAUGCUAAUAGGCGCUAGUGAAAAGGACGUUGGUGACGUAAAAAUGCGAAUUACACUCCAUAGCAACUACUUCAUCAAUUGUCGUCAGAGGCUGCCAAGAGUCAGAUAUGCUUCGGUCCACGUUUUCAACAAUUUCUUCCAAGACUGGGGUCUGUAUGCAGUCGGAUCGAGUCAGAAAGCGUACGUUCUUCUCGAAAACAACUACUUCAAAAUCAGCGACAAAAAGCGCGCGAAAACUGCACAUGAGACCGAACCACGUGGUGAAGACAAAUAUAGUGGGUAUCUCAGAGCUGAAGGAAAUUACUACACUACGGGGAUCAAAGGAAAGACAAACAAGAGUAGCCGCGUAUCUUAUGUACCAUACAAGUAUAAAAUGAUGAAGGCUGAUAAGAAGAUGAGCGUGGCGAUUAAAGCAGGCGCUGGGUAUAAAUCUAAAUGAGAGCGGAUGUCAUAAUUUCAGCUUAAUAACACGAAGGCGUCUCAAAUAAACAUUCAUUUCAAAUGUCAAACCAAACUUUUAUUUAAUAAAGAUUAAGAAUU